AUGAACACACUAAUAUCUGUCCUUUACCUUGGUCUCAUAGGCCUCGUUACUGCCCUUCAUGGUUCAUCUUCCACCUCUUGCCUUUCGCUCCGAAACAGCUGUAAUGCGACCACAGUUGAUCUGAGCAACUUUUACAACUACACGUCAUGUUUCCUCCUGACUGCAUGCUCAUCAGGCAUAGAGAACCCUGCUGAAGUCCUCGACGCAUCCAAAGCCCCUGUGACCCAACCCCGGCUGACUGAAUCUGUCUUCUAUGCCAUGUCAAAAGGGAAUUCGUACAUGACGCAACAAAACUACAUUGAUGCGUACUAUAGUCAGAUUUCCAUCACUCCUAACGGCACCUACCCUGACGAUGUCAGUGAUAUUGUCGAUCAAUGGAUGACCAUCGCUGCUUGGACCGGUUUAUGCGCCACUGGAAACAUUCCUUACACAAACCUUGCUGACUGGCUUGAGUAUUCAUCUGUCCCUAGAGUAUGCCCCGCAGUGGAAUCGUGCAACGCUACCAUAGCGGCGUCAUCCAUCCCAUGUGUCUCUCAACCGAUAACAGACAAUGGUUCAUGUGCUGAAAUGGUCGCCCAGUGUCAAUUUUGGGUCACCCAGGGCCUCUUCCAAAAUGAAUACUGUGUUCUCGCGAGUUUCUGCUAUGCGUGGAGCGACACUGAUGUUCUCCUGCAAAAUGAAUACCCGUCCUAUAUCUCCCCAACGCCCAAGACUAGUCAAGAGGCGACGCUUUCCGAAGCAGUAUUCUAUAAUAUGACGGGUGGAGCAGUGUUGAUGACUGAACAGAACGCGGUUGAUGCAUACUAUGCAGGCUUGAGACGGCCCAGAAAACCAACUAACAGUGGGCCUUAUCCUACCGCCGUUGAUUAUGUCGUUGAUUUCUGGGGUGUCAUCAGCGCAUGGACCGGUUUUUGCGAUACACGCGCUAUCCCGUACGCAAACCUAGCAAAUUAUCUCUCCUAUGCCGCCACCAGUGGCUAUCAUCCAACUUGUUAG
Molecule: messenger RNA, 996 nt
Organism: Suillus subalutaceus
Lineage: Eukaryota; Fungi; Basidiomycota; Agaricomycetes; Boletales; Suillaceae
Exons: 7
Coding region: 1-996 (331 amino acids)
Source: RefSeq, a predicted model, not a curated record